GGCCCUUUAGACUUUAACGUACUGCUUGUUUGUUUUCCUUGGAAUAUCCGGGACCACCACCAACUUUCCCCUAACUCUCUCUCUCUAAUGGUCUUCCUAUAUAAGUACCGAGUUUCCAACUUGUAUUACCCAAGUUGUAUUAACUAAGUUCUCAACUUGUCUUCCAAUUUUUCUAAGCUUCUAGUUUCUUCUUCUUAUUCUACAAUUUUAAUUAUCACCUGAUCUUCACUUACCUUCCACAAGUAUAAAAACGUAGAGUUCUUGUUUGUGUUAAUUACCUUGAAAUCUUAAUCGUUUUGGGAUUAAUGACAAAGAUACAUCCUAGCUCUGCCUCCGCUUCCAUCACCGCCGCUCCAACCCCAUCUUUGGUCUCAGAAUCUCCAAAUGAGGCGGUCGUCUUAACUGUGUGGACAAAAUCCCUUCUAUUCAAUUGUAAUGGCUUUACGGUAUAUGACUCCAAGGGCAAUCUAGUCUACCGUGUUGAUAAUUACAUCGCCGGUAACAAGGGAGAGAUCGUCCUCAUGGACGCUGCCGGAAAGUCUAUUCUCACCAUUCGACGCAAGAGGUUAAGUCUUGGUGAUAAUUGGAUGGUUUACGACGGAGACACGAAGGUAAAUCCGCGAUUUAGCGUAAAAAAACACGUGAAAAUCCUAAACACGAGGUGUUUGGCGCGCGUGAUGAGCUCUGGCAGAGGUGGAAGUGAAUCGCCAUCGCCGAAGAGCAGUAGCCCAUCGUCAACAUUGUACGAAAUUGAGGGAUCGUAUGCCCAGCGGUGCUGUGUGGUUUACGACCACAAGAGACAGAGAGUAGCGGAGAUAAGGCGGAAGGAGGCUGGGAUCGGCGGAGUUUCUUUGGGAGGGGACGUCUUCCGCCUCGUGGUGGAGCCUCAUUUCGAUACCUCAGUCGCCAUGGCCCUUGUUAUUCUGCUAGAUCAGAUGUUUGGUCGGUCAUCUUCUUUUAAGCGUUGAUUUUUAAGGGGUCGAUCUUGAUCUCCUUCUAUACACACACUUUUAUUUUUACCAUAGGAAUCAGUCACACGAGAAAAUCAUUACCCUGAUCAUCUGAUUUGACUACCUUUACUCUUUGGUGGCCAUGGGAUGCAGAAAGCUGCGACUUGGUUUUCUCAAGUUUUUUCCUUCCGUAAAUUUUGUUGUAUAUACAAAAAUUUGAAAAAAAGAAAAAAAAUGCAGAAUAAGUUACGAGGUUUUGGCUUUGGGUUUGAUCUGAUCGUCUGGACCGAGACUUUCCACUUUUUUUCUCCGAUUUUAACAUUCGAUGUAUGUCGAUCCAGAUUUUGUUGAAUGAAAUUAGCUACUUACCUCCUUUUAA
Cannabis sativa is the source of this 1329-nucleotide messenger RNA. RefSeq names its product protein LURP-one-related 8. The transcript has 2 exons. The coding region runs from base 306 to 968 and encodes 220 amino acids. Lineage: Eukaryota; Viridiplantae; Streptophyta; Magnoliopsida; Rosales; Cannabaceae. The record is from RefSeq and is a predicted model, not a curated record.